Messenger RNA from Perca fluviatilis (European perch), 1362 nucleotides. RefSeq names its product microfibril-associated glycoprotein 4-like. The coding region runs from base 23 to 565 and encodes 180 amino acids. The record is from RefSeq and is a predicted model, not a curated record. The transcript is spliced from 4 exons. Gene Ontology annotation, biological process: elastic fiber assembly. NCBI's taxonomy places the organism in Eukaryota, Metazoa, Chordata, Actinopteri, Perciformes, Percidae.
UUGUGUGUAGGUGUACUGUGACAUGACUUCAGAAGGAGGACGGUGGACGGUGUUCCAGAGGAGGAUGGACGGCACUUUGAACUUCUACAGGGGCUGGGAUCAAUACAAGACCGGCUUUGGUAACGGUGCUGGAGAGUACUGGCUCGGUCUUGACAACAUCUACUACCUGACAAAUAACAAAAAGAGUGAGCUGAUGGUCGAAAUGGAGGACUUUGAGGGGAGAAAAGCGUUCGCUCGGUACUCUUCGUUCUCCGUCGGUGCAGCAGGUGGCGGAUUUGUGCUGACUGUGUCUGGAUUCAGUGGAGGGGCAGGAGACUCCCUGGCUACUCACAACGGAAUGAAGUUCUCCACCUUCGACAAAGACCAGGACAACUAUGGAGGGAACUGUGCCAGAUCAUACCUGGGGGCCUUCUGGUACAACGGCUGUGGCCAUACAAAUCCGAACGGCAUUUAUCGUUGGGGGGCUGACGGCACUAUCAGUUAUGUUGGAGUGGAGUGGGUACAUUGGAAAGGUUAUAACUACUCCCUGAAGACCAUCAGCAUGAAGGUCCGUCCUGUGCUGUAGUUCUCCAGGACCAACGUCCAGCAGAAUAUCAGCUCAUCUCUUGUGAUUUAUUUCUCUUUCUCUCAUUAAGCAUUUAAUCUCACAGGUCUUAUUUUCCUGAAACUGGGCACCAGCACAAGAAAACCAACUGACAUUUGUAAGUCUUGUUACCGUCUGUGGUGGUGUAAAGUAGAGCUGCACAAAAUGAGAAAAAUAUGCGAUAAGUUGUUGAAUAUGGCGAUAACGAUAUCACUUGUGAUAAGGAAACAAAUAUUAAAGUGUUCUCAGUUCUACUUCUUUCAGUAUUCUACUAAAAUACAAGUUUGUUGAAUCUAAAACAACAAAAAACAACCAUUUCCAACAUUGUUUUAUUGAACAAAUUGAACAUUGAAUUGAAUAUAAAAGACAGCACUAAAAAAAUAAUGAAAGUUUCAUUUUGCUUUCGCGAUAUGUCACAGCCUUUAGCGAUGUGUUUAUUGUGCAAGUUGAUAUCGCGAUAGCGAUUAAUAAAAACAGCAUAUUGUGCAGCCCUAGUUUAAGGCAGUCGCAGCUCGCUGCAACGUGAAAGAAAAGUCAGUUGUGUGUUCAGUAGCAGGAAAGUAGGGCCCAUAAUCUUUAAAUGGAAACACAAAUAUAGUCUGAUCGGGUGUUAAUCACUGCAUGAACAGCAACUAGUCUAAAAAGCAAAAAACAUGUUUUCUACAAAGAAAACAUCUUUGUAGUUCAGGACAGCAAGUUGAUGUUUGGUGGAGGUUUGAAACUCUAAUAUGAAUCUUUAUCUGCUGUACGGUGACAAUAAAUAAGAAGCUGAGCAUUAA